Messenger RNA from Diaporthe citri, 1686 nucleotides. RefSeq lists its product as uncharacterized. Gene Ontology annotation, biological process: N-glycan processing. The record is from RefSeq and is a predicted model, not a curated record. The transcript has 3 exons. Lineage: Eukaryota; Fungi; Ascomycota; Sordariomycetes; Diaporthales; Diaporthaceae. Gene Ontology annotation, cellular component: glucosidase II complex. The coding region runs from base 1 to 1686 and encodes 561 amino acids.
AUGCAUCAAAAAGGCCUGGUGGUGCUUCUGAGCACCCUUGCCAGUUCUCGGGUGGCAGCUGCUGGGAGCUUGCCUCGAGGUGUCGGCCCUGAGUUCGCCAAGUUCUUUUCGACGAAAGAGCCCUUCCAAUGCAUCGGGCAUCCCUCCAUCGUCCUCAAACCCUCUCAGAUCAAUGACAACAGCUGCGACUGCCCCGAUGGCUCUGACGAGCCAGGCACUGCUGCCUGCGCACAUCUUGACCCCUUAUCUCCGGAACAGCCCUUGCCUUCCUCGACAAGCGGAACGACCAACGUCACGAACGCCCUGCCUGGCUUCUGGUGCGAGAACGCCGGCCACAUCGGCUCAUAUGUGCCCUUCGUCUUUGUGAACGACGGAGUAUGCGACUACGACCUCUGCUGCGAUGGAAGCGAGGAAUACUCCCAUGCUGGCGGUGUCAAGUGCCAGAACCGCUGUGACUCCAUCGGCAAGGAGUACCGAAAGCUCGAAGACGCUCGAAAGCAGGCCAAGGAGAAGGCCGCUAAGCGCCGGAGGACCAUGUCGAAGGAGGCCAGAGAACUUCGACGCAGGGUGGAGGCUAAGAUCACAUCCCUGGAGGAGGAGAUCAAGGGUUUGCAAGCCAAGAAGGACGAGCUGGAGCAGAAGUACCAAGAGGUCGAGCGGUCCGAGCGCGGAAAGGUCGUCAAGACAGACGGCGAGGGUGGCAAGCUGGGAGUCUUACUGGGACUGGCCAAGGGCAGGGUGAGCGAACUCCGCGACACCCUGGACAAGGUCCUAGACCAGCGCGAUUCACUCCAGGAGCGCGUCAACGAGCUGGAGGAGAUCCUCAAGAAGUUCAAGGAGGAGUACAACCCCAACUUCAAUGACGAGGGUGUGAAAGCUGCCGUCAAGGGCUGGGAGGACUACGCCGCCAAGACGGCAGACGCUAAGGAACCCGAGCUUAAGGAGUCCGAGAUAGAUGAGAUCCUGAAGGUGGACGGCGAGAGCUCUGGAAUCAACUGGAAUGAGUUCGAGGGCGAGGAGGCUGUGGACACUGAUAUCCUCUACAGCAUUGAGGCCUACCUGCCCGAGUCUCUGCGGGCCUACCUCCAUGGAAAGUUCAACGCCCUGAGGGUAUGGCUGAUCGAGAACGGCAUCGUCGCGGACAACCCUUCGUCUGGCCACGAGUCGAAGCUGGUGACUGCUGCCCGUGAGGCCUUCCAGGCGGUCUCUGAUGAUCUGUCCAAGAAGGAGCGAACCCUCGGCGAGCAGCAAGAAGACCUCAAGAAGGACUACGGCCCUGAUGACAUCUUCCGAGUCCUGAAGGACAAGUGUGUUGAUGUUGACAGCGGGGAAUACACCUACGAGAUUUGCUGGCUUGAUAAGACCAGCCAGAAAUCCAAGAAGGGCCACGGAAACACGAACAUGGGCAAAUUCACCCGCUUUGACAUCGAGGAGGCCGACGACGAGGAGCGCCUAGACGGCAAGAGCCUGGGCAAGGGACCACGCAAGGUGAUGCGGUACGAGAACGGCCAGAGCUGCUGGAACGGGCCCCAGCGACGGACAGACGUCUGGCUUGGCUGUGCUGAGACGGAGGAGAUCUGGAGGGUCAGCGAGUCUGAGAAGUGUGUGUACAAGAUGGAGGUGGGUACACCAGCUGCCUGCGAAGACGUCCACGAGCCAGGAGUCAGGUCCAAGGACGAGCUGUAA